GUUCUUGACUUAAAAUUUUCAUUUGUUACAGGAUUACAUAAUGUCAAGUGAUCUAUGUGGGGAUCUGAUUGCUGAUAUCUUCUCAAGACUACCAACCAAAUCCCUUCUGCGAUUUAGAUCGGUUUCCAAAUCACUAUGUGCUUGUAUUGGCAGCCCCGAUUUCAUCCAACUGCAUAGUCUUCGAUCUCCUAAUACAGUAGUGGUCACACACCGAAUUCGUGACAAAGGAGAAGCACAAGAUAAACACAUCUACACAUUACAUUCGGACGGACAAUUGGCGUAUAAAUACCAUCCCUAUAUGGGAAUACCAACAAUUGAGUAUCCUUUCAAAAAAUGCAAAAUUGUUGGCUCAUGUAACGGAAUUCUAUGUGUAUGUGAAUAUGGAACCGGUGAACAUGGAGCCCGCCUUUAUUUAUGGAACCCUUCGAUUAGGCGCAAAGUAACGGUACCCUUCAUUAGUUGGGUAGAUGGGUUUGGUUUCGACCCAAUCAUCGACGACUACAAGAUUUUGAGGAUAUCAAAAGCGGGUUCAUCUGUUUACACCGUGAAGACACGCACUUGUCGUGUGAUUGCUUCCCCUAUUUCUCCGUUUUCGAGUUGGAAGUCAUACCAGUGUAUUUUCAAUGGAGCAUUGCAUUGGACUGUAAAAAGGUACUUAACACGCGAUAUACGCCAUUAUUAUAUAAUGACAUUUGAUCUGAGCUCUGAGGUUUUUUCUACGAUUGAGUUGCCGGAACCAAGUUGGAAAACGCGUCUAGUGACAGUCAUCAAAGGUUCUCUAGCUGUGAUUUCAACAAAACCUGACUAUAGCAUAAUCUGGGUGAUGAGAGAAUAUAACAACACUGCUUCUUGGUCUGUUGUUAGUGAACUAAAUUCAAAUCCAUUUAAAGGAGCACAAAGGGUUGUACCAAUUGCCCCCAAUGAUGAAUUGCUAUGCAUCUCUUUCAAAUAUUAUAAGGAGAUCCUAGUUUAUAAUCCCAAGACACAGGUACGAAUGAGGCUUGCGGACUUCAGUGAUUCUUCUCGGAUACUUGACGUGAAUUUGUGUGUUGAAAGCCUUGGAUUGUUAGACAUGGGACUUCAUGAAGGGAGCAAAUUACCAGGAAAACAAGAGGAGAACAAGUGAAGUUUUGCAGGUUUAGCUUCUAUCACAAUAAUGUACUGUUACAUUUCUACUUUAAAUUGGUUUAGUAAAAAUUACUUGUUAGGUUCACAACAAAUUAGGGGUGUGUGUAUUUCGUGUAUAACAAGAACAAACCUGAAAACCCAUCCGAAAUGUAGUUGCUCUGGUGGUCUUUGGUUCCGGACUAGAAAAUGGAUUUGGACUCAGUCUGGUUCGGUCCUAAGUCCUUACCCAAGAGAACAUACAUUAUAAACUAAGCCAUGUAUUUACUGAUUUUCAUUGCAUUCUUAGUACUUGGAUUACAUAAAAUUUAUCUUA
Messenger RNA from Helianthus annuus (common sunflower), 1441 nucleotides. RefSeq names its product F-box/kelch-repeat protein At3g06240. The transcript has a single exon. Gene Ontology annotation, molecular function: protein binding. NCBI's taxonomy places the organism in Eukaryota, Viridiplantae, Streptophyta, Magnoliopsida, Asterales, Asteraceae. Bases 41 to 1126 code for a protein of 361 amino acids. The record is from RefSeq and is a predicted model, not a curated record.